AUGACAGCGGGAGCCCAACCCCAAACAACCACCAGAAGCAUCUACGAACACGAUGCGCAUGCGCUAAUCCUGCCAUGUCUCGCCACGCAUCUCCCACACUCCAUCUCACUCCUCCGACGCAUCCAGCAUGGCAUCCACCAUCCAACCCCGACCGCCAGGGUCCUGGCCACUUUCCCACCGGGCGCUCGUCCCCCUGACGACGCGCCGUGGCUGGCUGCGCGAGUGGAUCUUUUCCGUGGUCGCGAGACCCAAAUGAUCGUCUACUCUAGUCUGGAGAAAGGGCACACGUCAAAUAAGCCGAUCAAGAUCGCCGACACAAUCCCUGGCACUGACGGUACCGAAGACAAUAAUUCAUCACCGUCCUAUAUUGUUUCCACCUUCGAUGCGCCCCAGCCUGUGCUCGACACCGUCCGUGACCAACUAUUCUCGCUACUCGUCUACAUCAAAAUCAAUCUACUCCCGACCUAUCUAGCUUCCCUUUCAGCUGAAUCUCCAACCGAGAAGACAUCUCACAAUGGAUCUACUACCGCCAAUAGCAAGCCCACUAGCGCAAACAAAGCUGUCACCCUGAUCCCCGCCCCACCGCCAAAAGCCUUCCUAAUCGGCACCCUCCACACAGCCCUAUUCUCCCUCCUACAACAAACAGGCUCGGAAGUUUUCGCCGCUUCGAGAAACGCCCUCGACGGGUCCUCCGCGACCCCAGUACCCGGACUCCGGGUCCAUCGCUUCGACGACCCACCGUACUACAAGUUCUUCUUCCGCCGGGCGGCGUUUACCCAAGACACUGACUCGGUUUUGCCAGCGGGUUACCGAUUUCAUGAUCGGGAAGGCAAGACCGGUGUUCUCGACUCACAGCUUGACCUUGUUCAAAGCCGGACGCAUAUUCCCCGUUCUCGAGCGCAGUUGCGUUUGAUGCCUGGGUCGGCGAUCUACGUAGACUCGCAGCCGGGCGUGGCCGAAGAAGAAGCGGAAGGGGAGGAAAUGCCCAUUGCGUGGGCAUUUUUGGGCCUUGAUGGGGCUUUGUCGACGUUGCAUGUUGAAGAGGCGCAUCGGGGGAAGGGUCUUGCGCUUGCGUUGUCCAAGGAGACUAUGCGCCGGGGCUUGGUUUCCGAUAGUGUUUUUGGAGCAGGUGCGUUUGAUGUGCAGGGGGAUGAGCAGCUGGUGGAUGAGAUUGAGGGGUGGGUGCAUACUGAGGUUGCGCAGUAUAAUGUUGCUAGUCGUAGGGUUAUGGAGAAAAUUGGGGGUGAGGUUUUGUCUACUGUUAUGUGGACGGUUAUUGAGGUUUGUGAUUGA
Molecule: messenger RNA, 1293 nt
Organism: Penicillium waksmanii
Lineage: Eukaryota; Fungi; Ascomycota; Eurotiomycetes; Eurotiales; Aspergillaceae
Product: GNAT family N-acetyltransferase
Exons: 1
Coding region: 1-1293 (430 amino acids)
Source: RefSeq, a predicted model, not a curated record